Naegleria fowleri is the source of this 1227-nucleotide messenger RNA. RefSeq lists its product as uncharacterized. The transcript has a single exon. Bases 1 to 1227 code for a protein of 408 amino acids. The record is from RefSeq and is a predicted model, not a curated record. Lineage: Eukaryota; Heterolobosea; Eutetramitea; Acrasida; Naegleriidae.
AUGGGCAACAUUCAACAUCAACUCAACCAACAUCAUCAUCAUCAUGGAUGGUUCAAGCAAAGCCACAACAACAACAACCGAAGGCUUCGCCAUUCUCCUCCUCAUCAUGAUGGCACCGCUUCAGAAGUUGCAUCCACCAACGCAAGCACCAAUCUGACUUCCUCUCUCGCCUGUUGGACUCAAUCUGCUCCAGAAUUCACUCCACACAAACAACACUUUCCUCAUCUCCUUCUCUCUGUUGAUUCUUCCACCUCCAACAACAAUAAUAACCAACAACAACUCACGCUCGAUGAGUUUUUGGAGCUAGAAGAUUGUGAUCCAAACAUGAACAAUGAACACCAUCAUGAACAACCAAUCAAUACUACUACUACUACUUCCAUGACAUCGUAUUCCAACAACGAGCAUCAUCCUGAUCAUUUGAUCCAACAACAACAACAAACGCUUGAGAUGACCAAAAAGAAGAAAAAGACGCGAAGAUUUUUGUUGUGGACCAGAAAACGAAGAGGAGAAAAGGCGUCUCAUGAUGAUGAAGAACAAGAUCUUACCUCACAUGUACGACAACACUCUCAUCAAGACAAUACAAGCAUCAACACUUCGAAUAGCACGUCCGCCAUCAUGAUAGACAACCGUAAUCGUCACAACAACCACACCAUGAACUCAUUGUCGUCGUCUAUUGGUGGAGCCACUGUAUUGACCAAUACAAAUACAGCAACAAGUGUAGCUGGAUAUACAACCACCAAUUCAAACACAACCACCAAUUCCUUGUCAUCGCCACAAAUCACAACAACAAGUAUUGCUGGUGUGGAAGCCAAUGAGCUAAUGAUGCUUUUGAAAGAUGAAAUUGGUUGGAAUCUCUUUUAUGAAUAUUGCGAUAAGGAAUUCUCAGCAGAAAAUUGUGAAUGUUUAGUCGAGAUUCAAAAAUUACAAAGCAAAAUUGCAAGAAUGAAUGGAAAACAACGUCGUCAAUCGUGUCGUGAUUUACAUAAGAAAUACUUCUCUGGAGAGAGUAUACAACAAGUGAAUAUUUCUGGACGAGCAAGGCAAAUGACAAAAUCAGUGGCCAAUUCAAAAGUCAUUAAUCUAGAGACUGCUAAUGAAUUAUUGAUCCAACUGAGAAGAGAAGUCGUGACAAAUCUGAGAGAUACAUUUUCAAGGUUUGUGCUCACAGAUGAGUACAUGAUGUGGAAAGAAAUGAUGUUGAAUCCAGAGUCCAUCUUCAAUGAGUAG